UGUAAACAACGUCUUUAGAAGAUAUAAUGAACAGAAUUGUGUUUUUAAUCAUAGUGUUUCUCAAUAUUGUUGUUGAUGUUAAUUUGUUUAUAAAUGCAAAUCCAAACGCCGAAUUUAUAUUAGGUAAAAUAAAGCAACAACUGUUUAAACAUGACAAACAAACUGCUGCUGUAUUAAAAAAUGUUGAAAACAAAUUAAAUGAUAUCCUUCAUUUUUCCCAUUCGCUGUCUUGUAAUACAGAUCAACCAUGUUGUACGAAAAUUGACAAUGUUUCCAAAGAUAUUGAAAACAUUCAAAUGGAAAUUAUUGGGAGCGUAAAUAAAAUGACGACGUUAACAGAAAAUUCAAAUUCUCAAAAUGUUCUUCUGAAUAACCUUCUAACGAUACAUGACAGCUUAAAAAAGCUAAAUAAGCAACAAGUAGAUGACAUAAACGAUCUCAAACAUGCUAUUAAUUACGUUAUUGUGGAAAAAUUUGGUGUAAAUCGAGAAUUGAUAGAAACAUUACUUAAAACAAACACCGUUGGAAUAAAUGACUCAGAACUAUUAAAAGAAAUAAAAAAUGACAACAUUUCAAAUAAUGUUAAUAAUUUAAUUAGCGAGGUUGUUACUUACAGUAUAAAUAAAAUUAUCACAGAAUCGAUAAAAGAAAAUGAUAUUAAAAUUAACGAACUAUCUACUCAAUUAACAAGAAUUGAAUUAAAUCAAAACGAAAUAAUUUCAAAGCUAAAUUUUGAAAUUCAAAAUAAUGCAGAAGAUACAAAAAAAUUGAUUAAUAACGUUACCAUUGAAAAUGAGUACAAUCGAAAAAAGAGUGUUGAUCAACUUAUUGUUCAAAUUGAUACUAUUAAAAAUGAUAUUAAAAACUAUCUUACUGUUCAAGCUAAAAGAACCGAAACCUUAUACCAGCAAGAAUCUGAAAAAAUGGACGAAAUACUAAAAAUUCUUGAUGAAAUUUUGGUUAAGAUUGAAACGAUUGAAAAUGGCCUUAACGAAAAGCAUUACGAAAAAUCACGAGAUCAAUUUGAUUUAUUUGAAGCUAAAAUGAAUAUUUUUGAAAUCGAGCUACAAGACAUUAAACUUCAGAACAAAGAAGUUUUAAAUAUGCUUCAACAUUUUCAUAACACUGCUUCUUAUAGUGUUUCUACAAGUUUUAACAAUAGUGAAUACUUACCAAAUGAAUUUUCUAAUUUUGGAAAUGAUAGUUAUGAACACUACAGUGAAUCUUAAUAUCAGUAUUUUUCAGAUAUUUUAUUUCACAUGGAUACCAUAUACGUAAAUUAAGUUGAAUACUUAGCUAGUAAACGUUAUUUCAACAAAUAAUACACAUAAACAUUUAAAAAUAAGUUGCAACGCCUUGAAAUUAUUUAUAUUGAUUUAUUUAUUGGAAAUAGCAUCACGCGAAAGGAAACCUUUUAAACAAACUUUAUAGUCUU
Messenger RNA from Onthophagus taurus, 1435 nucleotides. RefSeq names its product putative leucine-rich repeat-containing protein DDB_G0290503. Lineage: Eukaryota; Metazoa; Arthropoda; Insecta; Coleoptera; Scarabaeidae. The record is from RefSeq and is a predicted model, not a curated record.